Messenger RNA from Prorocentrum cordatum, 510 nucleotides. NCBI's taxonomy places the organism in Eukaryota, Dinophyceae, Prorocentrales, Prorocentraceae. The record is from the annotation of a GenBank genome assembly.
CGACAACAGCGCCUCAGCGUUUCGAACAUCAUCUCGGGCGCCGCCCUUCUCUGGAGCCGCGCGCGCACCACGCGUAUGGCCCGCGAGCUCUCCGGCAGGGCACCCUGCCGGGCGACCGGCGCCGAGCCAUGGCGGCGGCUCGCGACGGGCGCCCCUCGCCAGGGGCUUGCCCCGACGAGGCCAGGAGAAGGCGGCGGCGCGGCCUGCUUGCUGGAGCGCUGGCCCGCGCGCCUCGUCCCGAGGCACGCCCGUCGCGGGAAGUACCGCCCGCUCGAGGCCACGCUGGGAGCUGCGCUGGCCACUGGCCGCCUGCUGCGGCGGGGCGGCGGCGGAGGCCAGGGCCACGUCCGGCUGGACCCCGAGACGGUCAGCGUGGACGGGAUGCUCACGGCGUUUCUGAGCAACGAGCAGUACCUCCUGGCCUCGGGGUGGCGCCUGGAGCAGGGCACCUUCGCGCCCGACGGCGGGGCCCGGGCGAAGGGCCGGGGCGAGCGCCUGCUGAGGCCUGGC